Molecule: messenger RNA, 3182 nt
Organism: Cryptomeria japonica (Japanese cedar)
Lineage: Eukaryota; Viridiplantae; Streptophyta; Pinopsida; Cupressales; Cupressaceae
Product: regulator of nonsense transcripts UPF3
Exons: 13
Coding region: 305-2206 (633 amino acids)
Biological process (GO): positive regulation of translation; nuclear-transcribed mRNA catabolic process, nonsense-mediated decay
Cellular component (GO): cytoplasm; nucleolus
Molecular function (GO): mRNA binding
Source: RefSeq, a predicted model, not a curated record
GGAAAGCCGAAAUAUGCGGCAUUGGGUCCCAUCACGAAUCACGCCUGACAACAUUUUGAAGCGCAGUUUAAUUAGACCUGCGCACCACUUAACCUGGCGUGGACACGGUCUCCAAGGUAUAAAAAGGGGCGGUCAGAUGAGAGGCUAGGGCACACAGAGGACCUUAAAUUUGCCGACUAUUAAAAGCGAAAUGGAUUAGAUUAAACUUUUCUGUUAAUCGAACCGGUUGGGAGUUCGAUUCUCGUCAGCAGAAGAAAACAGCAACAGGUACAGCAAAAUAAUUAUUGUGUAAAAUUGAGGGAUUAUGAGUGGUGGGCACAUGAAGGAAGCAGGGGAUCACUCCAAGGUGGUGCUGCGGCACCUGCCUCCCAUGCUUUCGCAAUCUGCUUUGAAGGACCAGAUUGAUGCACGGUUUGCCGGUCGCUACAACUGGUUUUAUUUCCGACCCGGCAGAACCAGCCACAGGAAUCAACAGUAUUCCCGGGCCUAUGUUGAUUUUACGAGAUUGGAAGAUGUUAUUGAAUUUGCACAGGCUUUUGAUGGGCAUGUUUUUGUCAACGAAAAAGGUUCACAUUAUAAGGCUAUUGUGGAGUAUGCACCUUCGCAACGAGUACCAAAAUCUUGGUCCAAGAAAGAUGGUCGUGAAGGGACAAUAUUUAAAGAUAUUGAAUAUCUGGAAUUCUUGGAAAUCCUGGCAAAACCUGUGGAAAAUCUUCCCAGUGCAGAGGUACAGCUGGAAAGGAGGGAGGCUGAAAGAGCAGGACUUGGAGCAAAAGACAACCUCAUAAUAACACCAUUGAUGGAUUAUGUGAGACAAAAACGAGCUGCCAAGAGUGGAUCCCAGCGAUCAGCAGCAUCAAGUGGGAAGCUAGGGAGAAGGGCUGGAGGGGCUUCUGCAGCAACUUCUAGUGCAGUGGGUCGAAGAGGGCUUGGAAAGAGGCGAACGGCUACGUAUGUCGUGAGGGAUAAUACAAGGACUGCAAGCAAUAAGGAUAAACCAACUUAUAUCUUAGUUCCACGGCGAGAAGAUCAGCAACACCCUGAGUCAGAUCUGUCAGUACAAGUUGUUUCGAACACAGACUUUGUUGAAGAGGAUCCUGUAAGAAAUAUAGCUACAAUAUUUGAAGGGACAACAAUUGGAGGGGAUAGAUCAGGUGAAGCUGGGAAGAGAAAAGUGCUGCUCUUGAAAAAUAAAGACAGAGAGCCCAUGAAUGGGCAUAUUGGUGAGACAUCUUCACCAAAUGGUACAAGUGUUGGGGAUUCACCCCAAAGACGACUCUCAACGAUCAAAAGUUUUUCUUCUGCCCAACAGAUUGGUGGAGCAUUAAAUCAACAGGGUGUAACGUCACCUCUAAAAGGUUCUCCAGGAACGUUAAGCUUCAAGCAGAAUCAGCGUCGUGAUGCUAGUGGAAGAAUCACAAGAGGCAUACUUAUGAGCAAAGAGCUUCAAGAAUCUCCACAGUUGCUAUCAACCUCGCAAACUGAGCAGCAAAGUCAACUAUCAUAUACACACAGGGAUGAGAAGGUCACAGCAAAUGGUUGUGCUGUUGCAACUCUAGCUGUAAGACAAGACAGACGGAUGAGGAACAAGGACAGGCCCGAUCGUCCUGUUUGGACUCCCCGCCGACGGGCUGAUGGAACUAUGAGUGCAGAUGAAUCUCAAUCAUGUCUUCAUUCUGCUUCUGCACAGGCAUCAUCAGAUGUGAAUGUACCCAGAAGAUAUCAAGCUAACCUUGAAGGGCUAAUCCAAUAUCAACAGGGAGUAGCAUCAGGGCUCCCAGAUACUGUAAAAGAUGAUACUUUACAGAUGGAUAAUUCUGGCAGUAUUUGGUCCGAGGCCUUGGAGCAAUCACAAAAUUUUGAGGCAACAGGGGCUGUAGUUCACAAAAAUAUUGAUGUGGUUUCUCUGUCAGAGCAGUGUACAUUUCAAGAAGAAAAGAGCGAGAUGAUGACGGCAAGCAGGACUGGAGAUUGUAAAGGCCAAGGAAUUGGACGGAAUAAUUUUGCUGGAGAAAAUGAUAACUGUUCUCAAGCAGGGAAUUACAGACAAGCUAUGAGACGCCUUCCAGCAUCAGGAAUGAAGGAAUUAGAUAGUUCCCUCAGUGUAUCUGAUACAAAAUCUCCCAAGCGGGGUGGUAUUUUGGGCUAUGGAAGCCAUGAGAAGCAGGUUUGGGUUGCUGUUCAGAAAUCAGGUUCUGGUUCUUAAGUUGUUGGAAAUGAUUGUGGAAGCUAUGCAACUGGGUAUAAUGUGGGUUGUUGGCUGUGGUCGGUACCUUCAAUUUCGGCAUUAUGGUGACUUGUACAAGCUAUUCAUUUCUAAUGUAUUGAAGUAUGCCACUGGCAUUUUUUCAGUCGGUAAAGCAUAACAGGUCUGGCAGAAACAUGGACAUACAGCUGGUGAGUCCAGGGAGCUUUGUGACUGCUACACAAAUAUGGUUGCAGUCUAGCUCUGGUCCACCGGCUUGGACUGUCCAAGUGAUAAAUUUACAAGCUGGCAAUUUUAAUGGUUUAUCUGGUUGAGACCAUUUGUUUUGGGAGAUGAUGAUCUUUAUGUUGAUUGUACUGGAAAGUACAUAUAUACCUGGAUUAGGAGGAUGGUUAUUUGCUGGAUUGGCCUAUUACUGGUGCAUUUUUUUGUCAAAGCAUCUCUGGUGGCUUAAAAUUGUCAUCUUUAUUCCAGUAAUGAUGGUGGUAUGUAUUAAAUAAUGUACAGAAAUUAUACAAUUCCAGUAUACAGGCUUUACCCCAUGGAAAUGCAAGUGGGUUCUGGCUAUAACUUUUCAUGUUUGGCAGAACUGGAUUGUAGAGUAAAGUUUAAUUCUCAUGCACAAUUUCUGCCUUGAGACGGGGGUUCCUAGCCAAGUAAUUUUUGCUUCUAUGCUGAGGAUCUGCCUAUGUCUGGAAAAAAAUCAGCAUGUUAUUGCUCAUCUGCAGACGUGUGUAAGCAAUUGAACUUUACAAUCAGGUGCAUCCUUCAACCAAUCAGCAUCAACCAAAGGAGUCCCAAUUCUAAUAGUUUGUUUUUUUAUCACUGCUGACCUGUAGAGCUAAGUUGGAUAUAUGCGAGUUGGACUGUUUAUGAAUUCCAUGAAAGUUUCAGUCAAGAAAUGUAUUCAAUAGAAAUGAGACUUAUAGAAUACUACCUAAAUAAAGCUUUUCCGUGAGUUUGGCUUAUAUAUAAA